AUGGAAGAAACCUACCUGCUGAAUGUGGAAGGGGUCAAAAAGAAGAUUCUGCACGGAGGCCAAGGGGAGCUGCCGAAGCUGCAGGAUGGGAGCAAGUUCACGUUCCACUUCCAGACGCUGAAGGACGACUUUGAGCGGACGGUGAUCGACGACAGCCGGGAGGCUGGCAUGCCCAUGGAGAUCAUCGUGGGCAAGAUGUUCAAGCUGGAGAUCUGGGAGACACUGCUGAGCUCCAUGAGGAUCGGGGAGGUGGCAGAGUUCUGGUGCGACGCCAUUCACACAGGCAUGUAUGCCCUGGUCUCCAGGGGCAUGAGGAGGAUUGCAGAGGGUCGGGACCCUCUGGAGGGCCAGAAGCACCGCUGUGGCAUGGGCAACAUGUUUGACUACCACAGCACGGGCUACGAGGACCUGGACGAGCUGCAGCGGACGCCUCAGCCUCUCAUCUUCAUCAUGGAGCUGUUCCGGGUGGAGGACCCCUCAGCAUACAAACGUGACACGUGGGCCAUGAGCAAGGAGGAGAAGCUGGCAGCAGUGCCCGUGCUGCACAGCGAGGGCAACCGGCUGGUCCUGCGCAGGGAGUUCGCGCAGGCGGCCGCCAAGUACCAGGAGGCUGUCAUCUGCCUCAGGAACCUGCAGGCCAAGGAGAAGCCGUGGGAGGAUGGCUGGCUGAAGCUGGAGAGCCUGGUCACGCCGCUGGUGCUCAACUACUGCCAGUGCCAGCUGGAGCUCGGCGAGUACUAUGAGGUGCUGGAGCACACCACGGAGCUCCUGCAGAAGCACAAUGACAAUGCCAAGGCCUAUUUCAAGAGGGCAAAGGCCCACGCUGCUGUCUGGAACGAGAGGGAGGCUCGGGAGGACUUCCAGCGCGUGGCUCACCUCGACCCCUCCAUGGCGGCCGCCGUGAAGAAGGAGCUGAAGCAGCUGGGGGAGAGGAUGAGGAAGAAGCACGUGGAGGAUCGGAAACGCUACCAGGGCCUGUUCCAGUCAGGCCAGGGCCUGAAGGGCCUGCCCCCCAAGGCUGGAUACUCCUGA
This is a messenger RNA of Camarhynchus parvulus, 1032 nucleotides long. Its product is annotated as aryl-hydrocarbon-interacting protein-like 1. The transcript has 7 exons. NCBI's taxonomy places the organism in Eukaryota, Metazoa, Chordata, Aves, Passeriformes, Thraupidae. The record is from RefSeq and is a predicted model, not a curated record. The coding region runs from base 1 to 1032 and encodes 343 amino acids. Gene Ontology annotation, molecular function: peptidyl-prolyl cis-trans isomerase activity; protein binding.